AGCAGAGUUGGACAUGUUCUGCUUAGACCUGGACACCUGGACCUGGACCAAACUUGACAUCUCCUCAGCUUUUGCACCUCUUGGUCGCUCUUGGCAUACCAUGACACCCACGUCAGAUCACACGCUGUUCAUGUACGGAGGUUUUGGCACAAAUGGAGAUACUUUAAAUGAUGCCUGGCAGUUUAACACACAAACAAGAGAGUGGACCAAGAUGAUACACCCCCACAAAGACAAGCCCAGAGUUUUCCAUACGGCGUGCCUGGGGAGGGAUAGUGAUGUCGUGGUGUUUGGGGGAAGCAGGAACCUCUGCAUCGUCAUGGACUCGAUGGUUAUUUUGAGGCUUCCAUCACCACAUCACUGCAGAGACGUACUCAUCUUUCAGACUCAGCCUUACUCCCUCUCCAGGUUAUGUGAGGAUGUCAUUGGUCGAAACUCAGAGCUGCUCAGGAUGCAGCUCAGCUGGCUGCCAUCGAAGCUACAAAGGACACUUGAGAAGAGAAUGAGCUUUUUUUCUGCCAGUUCUUAAAACUUAAAGAGGACUAUGUUUAGACUAGACACCAAGAUUCUGAGUAAGUCUGUCACUGAAAUGUCUUCAUUUAUAAGUUGGGAAUAUGUAUUUAUACUUUAAAAAAAUGGUGCUAAAGAUACUUUUUAACUUAAUUUGUAAAUGAAGCCUUUUUUAUUUUGGGUAAAAUAUUAUUCCGUUUUGUGGUUUCAUGUUGUGCUGUCUGUUUAAUGUUUAGAAAUCGUCUGUGAAAUAGUAAUAAAAGGUAUUGAUGUAACA
Messenger RNA from Pelmatolapia mariae (spotted tilapia), 784 nucleotides. Its product is annotated as kelch domain-containing protein 1-like. Gene Ontology annotation, molecular function: protein binding. Lineage: Eukaryota; Metazoa; Chordata; Actinopteri; Cichliformes; Cichlidae. The coding region runs from base 14 to 526 and encodes 170 amino acids. The transcript has 6 exons. The record is from RefSeq and is a predicted model, not a curated record.